CCGGGGCUGUGAUUGCGGCUCGCCGGUGUCAGUCCCCGAAUGAGCGCCGGUGGCGGGGCGGGAAGCCGGGCAGGCAGCCUCAGGUGGGGCUGCUGGCAGCGAGGGACCCAGCCCGGGAGCCCCCCAGGAUGCCCCGCGGAGACUCGGAGCAGGUGCGCUACUGCGCGCGCCUCUCCUAUCUCUGGCUCAAGUUCUCGCUCGUCAUCUACUCCACGGUGUUUUGGCUGAUCGGGGGCCUGGUCCUGUCAGUGGGGGUCUAUGCAGAGGUCGAGAGGCAGAAAUACAAAACCCUGGAAAGUGCGUUUCUGGCCCCGGCCAUCAUCCUCAUCCUCCUGGGGGUUGUCAUGUUCAUCGUGUCCUUCAUCGGCGUGCUGGCUUCCCUUCGCGACAACCUGUGCCUUCUCCAAGCGUUUAUGUACAUCCUUGGGAUUUGCCUCAUAAUCGAGCUCAUUGGUGGCGUGGUGGCCUUGAUCUUCCGGAACCAGACCAUCGACUUUCUGAAUGACAACAUUCGAAGAGGAAUCGAGAACUACUAUGACGAUCUGGACUUCAAGAACAUCAUGGACUUUGUUCAGAAGGAGUUUAAGUGCUGUGGCGGAGAAGACUACCGAGAUUGGAGCAAAAACCAGUACCACGACUGCAAUGCCCCCGGACCCCUGGCCUGCGGGGUACCCUACACCUGCUGCUUCAGAAACACGACAGAAGUUGUCAACACCAUGUGUGGCUACAGAACUAUUGACAAGGAGCGCCUCAGCGUGCAGAAUGUCAUCUACGUGCGGGGCUGCACCAACGCCGUGCUCAUCUGGUUCAUGGACAACUACACCAUCAUGGCGGGCCUCCUGUUAGGCAUCUUGCUCCCUCAGUUCCUGGGGGUGCUGCUGACAUUCCUGUACAUCACCCGGGUGGAGGACAUCAUCAUGGAGCACUCUGUCACCGAUGGACUCCUGGGCCCCGGCACCAAACCCAGCGUGGAGGCAGCAGGCACGGGGUGCUGCAUGUGCUACCCCAAUUAGGGCCGUGGCCUGGGGCGGCAGCUCCAGAAGGACCGUGACAGGACAGCUCUGCCCAGGCCACGUCGUGCGGGCCGGAUAGGACUGUGGCCCCUCUCUCCACAUUCGGCACUGACCAAAGCCCCGGCUGUGUUUGCUCAGGGCUCCCAGGCCGCCGCCUGUCUGGUGGGUGGAGCCCCUCCCCGGCGGCGGAAUUCUGUGCGUGCCCACCCUGCUGGGCGUGGGGAACAGGGCACCCCUCCUCCAGGCUCCGGCUGCUGGGGAAAGGGGAGCUUGGCGCGGGGCUCCGGACCCAUUUCAUUUCUGGUAGUGCCUUGGCCUUGGUGUUUGUGCCCCUUUGAGGGCAGUUUUGUAGUGAUUUGUAAUCAGGGAGGGAGGAGAGCCUGUGUGCCCCGAGGUGAAGGAGCAGAGGGGAGGGGUGCGGCCCCCAGGCCCCAGUCCUUCGGCCUCACCCCUGAGGCCACGUUGGGCCCGUUUCUCAGCCUCCCGGGUACCUUGAGCCCUCCACAGGGCUGCUGCUUUGUUGAUCCUGUUUUGUACCUGAUUUUUAUAACAUUCAUUUUGUACACAGUUAACAGGAGUUUCCGACUAAUCAAAGCUAGCUGUUCCCCCCAUUCCUCUUCCCCUACCAAGCCAGUUUAUUAAUCAGACAAUAAAGACAUGAUUUUUUUUU
This is a messenger RNA of Balaenoptera ricei (Rice's whale), 1683 nucleotides long. RefSeq names its product tetraspanin 15 (gene TSPAN15). The record is from RefSeq and is a predicted model, not a curated record. Bases 129 to 1013 code for a protein of 294 amino acids. The transcript is spliced from 8 exons. Lineage: Eukaryota; Metazoa; Chordata; Mammalia; Artiodactyla; Balaenopteridae. Gene Ontology annotation, cellular component: membrane.